Messenger RNA from Gigantopelta aegis, 3381 nucleotides. RefSeq names its product fibrous sheath CABYR-binding protein-like. The transcript is spliced from 4 exons. The record is from RefSeq and is a predicted model, not a curated record. Lineage: Eukaryota; Metazoa; Mollusca; Gastropoda; Neomphalida; Peltospiridae. The coding region runs from base 188 to 2884 and encodes 898 amino acids.
ACGGUGUAAACAAAAAUUAGGAAAACAGGUUUUGUUUCAUAAUCUUAAUUUUAUACUUCAUUAUAAAUUGUUUACCGAUCAAUACUUUAUAAGGAUAUCUAAAAUAAUAAAAUAACCUUUCUUGACAAUUGUGGCAUUCCCAGCAUAUACGGAUGUCUCACAUUAACUGACCGGUGACAAAACCAGCAUGUCCAAACAACAUGCAUACUGGAGACGCAAACUUCCGCUGGGCUUCCAGUACUAUUUGCAGCGACUGGCUCGUAGGAUCAUCAGCGGGCAGCCGGAAAACAUUUACCAGUUCGCAGCGGAAUACCUGGAGGAGAAGCUGAGGGAGAGAAAUGCGGAGUUGUCCCUCCUGCCACAGGAGACGUACUUCAAAGAGCUGAUGAGGCAUGUCAGCGAGUCACAGGGAGCGUCAUGGCAGGAACUGGGAGCUCAGGGAGACCUCCCCGUUCAGAAAGCUGACAGUUUCAACACACCUGUACUCCCGGCACAAGAUCAAGACUUGGUAUUGGAGCCACAGACCGAAACCCGCCCUGAUCCAAAUAACAUUAAGUCAGCGACAUCUGUUGACAGUAUCCCGGGUCGUGAUUUCACCAACACAGCGACAUCUGUAGAGAGUACAACUGAUCGAGACUUCACUAACACAGAGUCAUCUGUUGAGAGUAGCACUGAUCGAGACAUCACUAACACAGAGUCAUCUGUUGAGAGUACAACUGAUCGAGACUUCACUAACACAGAGUCAUCUAUUGAGAACAUCAAAGAGAUAUCGUCGGACAUUAUGGCCACCGCAGUUCAGCAGCCUCUCGAUUCCAGUCUUAACACGGACGUGGAAGCGACAAAGGUUUCGUCAGUGGACCCACAACCCGAGCAGCCGUCGAGCGAGUCGAGCGAGUCCCUCCCAGGCCAGUCUGCCUCGGAGGAGGGACAGAAAUCUGAACCAGAAUCCAAACCUGCAGAAGAAGAGAAACCAGCAGAAGUAGAAUCAAAACUCACAGAAGAGCAGAAACCCGCAGAAAUAGAAUCAAAACCUGAAGAAGUAGAAUCAAAACCCGCAGAAGAGCAGAAACCUACAGAAGUAGAAUCAAAACCUGCAGAGGUAGAAUCAAAACCAGAAGAACAGAAACCUACAGAAGUAGAAUCAAAACCUGCAGAGGUAGAAUCAAAACCAGAACAACAGAAACCUACAGAAGCAGAAUCAAAAUCUGAAGACCAGAAAGCCGCAGAAGUAGAAUCAAAACCUGAAGAAGUAGAAUCAAAACCCGCAGAAGAGCAGAAACCUACAGAAGUAGAAUCAAAACCUGCAGAGGUAGAAUCAAAACCAGAAGAACAGAAACCUACAGAAGCAGAAUCAAAAUCUGAAGACCAGAAAGCCGCAGAAGUAGAAUCAAAACCUGAAGAAGAGGAGAAACCUGCAGAAGUUGAAUCAAAACCUGCAGAAGUAGAAUCAAAACCUGCAGAAGAACAGAAACCCGCAGAAGUAGAAUCAAAACCUGCAGAAGAACAGAAACUCGCAGAAGUAGAAUCAAAACCUGCAGAAGAGCAGAAACCCGCAGAUGUAGAAUCAAAACCUGCUGAGGUAGAAUCAAAACCUGUAGAAGAGCAGAAACCCGCGGAAGUAGAAUCAAAACCUGCAGAAGAAGAGAAACCCGCAGGAGUAGAAUCAAAACCUGCAGAAGAACAGACACCCGCAGAAGUAGAAUCAAAACCUGCAGAAGAGCUGAAACCCGCGGAAGUAGAAUCAAAACCUGCAGAGGUAGAAUCAAAACCUGCAGAAGUAGAAUCAAAACCUGCAGAAGAGCAGAAACCCGCAGAAGUAGAAUCAAAACCUACAGAAGAGCAGAAACCCGCAGAAGUAGAAUCAAAACCUGCUGAGGACCAAAAACCAGCAGAAACAUCUGCAGAAGUAGAAUUAAAGCCUGAAGAACAGAAACCUUUGGAAGUGGCAUCCCAACCUCCAGAGGAACUAAAACCCCCAGAAACACUUGAAAAACCUGAAGAAGUAGAAUUAAAACCUGCAGAAGAGGAGAAACCCGUAGAAGUAGAAUCAAAACCUGAAGAGGAGAAACCCGUAGAAGUAGAAUCAAAACCUGCAGAAGUAGAAUCAAAACCUGCAGAAGAGGAGAAACCCAUAGAAGUAGAAUCAAAACCAGCAGAAGAGGAGAAAAUCGUAGAAGUAGAAUCAAAACCUGCAGAAGAGGAGAAACCCGCAGAAGUAGAAUCAAAACCUGCAGAAGAGGAGAAACACGCAGAAGUAGAAUCAAAACCUGCAGAAGAGGAGAAACCCGUAGAAGUAGAAUCAAAACCAGCAGAAGAGGAGAAACCCGCAGAAGUAGAAUCAAAACCUUCACAAGAGGAAGACAAGCCAGCAGAAGUAGAAUCGAAACCAGCAGAAGAGGAGAAACCCGUAGAAGUAGAAUCAAAACCCGCAGAAGUAGAAUCAAAACCCGCAGAGGAACAGAAACCCGCAGAAGUAGAAUCAAAACCCGCAGAGGAACAGAAACCCGCAGAAGUAGAAUCAAAACCCGCAGAGGAACAGAAACCUGCAGAAAUUGAAUCAAAACCAGCAGAAGCGGCUAAAACUGAAGGUGAGAAAUCACCAACAGAGGACAAAGGAAGCGAAGCAGCCGAGGCUGCAACAAAGAGUCAAGUAUCCGAGGAGCAGUCUGAGUCAGCAGGUGACGCCCCAGGGGCGGGUUGUGCACCGCUGUCCGCCGAGGAGGGCGCUGGUGACGCAGGCAAAGUCGAACCGGCAGCUUCAGAGGCCCUUCCGUCAGCCGACUCCGAACAGGCUACGGACGAACCGAAGAAAGCCGAGGAAUCAACGAAAGAGGCCGAGGCGAAGGAGGGGGAGGCUCCUGCCCAGGGUGAGGUGGCGGCUUAGCGGACGUCAAUCGUGCAGACUGGCCAAUCGACUCUUUCACGCCAGCGGCGGACAGUUGGGCGAACAGGGGGUGCAAGUGGAGGGCGGGUUGGGGUGGAACCGGUUGUGUGGUUUGGGGUGGAUCUUGAUAGAUAUAUAUCUCUAUUCUUACCAGGGGGCAAUCACUUACCUAUGCAAGUUUGAUCUUGUUUCAUGACAAGUUGAUUCGUGUUACCGAUUUUACAUUCGAAUUAACUUCUUCUUUUCUUCAUUCGCUGUUGUUUCACCCUCUUUGUUAUUGUUAUUACGCUGUAAGAUGAAUACAUAUAUAUAUAUAUAUAUAUAUAUAUAUAUAUAUAUAUAUAUAUAUAUAUAUAUAUAUAUAUAUAUUUAUAUAUAUAUAUAUAUAUAUAUAUAUCACAUAUACACGUGCAUAAAUGUAAUGCACGCAAGGGCGCAUAUUGGCUUGAAUACCUGUUGAUGAAUGACGUGAGACUCAAAUAAAAGUCUGUACCUAC